Chrysochloris asiatica (Cape golden mole) is the source of this 672-nucleotide messenger RNA. RefSeq names its product REM2 and RAB-like small GTPase 1 (gene CPLANE2). NCBI's taxonomy places the organism in Eukaryota, Metazoa, Chordata, Mammalia, Afrosoricida, Chrysochloridae. The record is from RefSeq and is a predicted model, not a curated record. Bases 1 to 672 code for a protein of 223 amino acids. Gene Ontology annotation, molecular function: GTP binding; GTPase activity. The transcript is spliced from 5 exons.
AUGGAUGGGCUGCUGGAGAGACCAAUGCUGUCCCCUUCUGUCGCCAUUGACACUGCCAGCUACAAGAUCUUUGUGUCUGGGAAGAGUGGAGUGGGCAAGACGGCGCUGGUGGCCAAGCUAGCUGGCCUGGAGGUGCCUGUGGUACACCAUGAGACUACUGGCAUCCAGACCACCGUGGUGUUUUGGCCGGCCAAGCUGCAGGCUAGCAACCGUGUCGUCAUGUUCCGCUUUGAAUUCUGGGAUUGCGGGGAGUCUGCACUCAAAAAGUUUGACCACAUGCUGCCGGCUUGCCAAGAGAAGGCAGAUGCUUUCCUCUUCCUCUUCUCCUUUACUGACCGUGCCUCCUUCGAAGACCUUCCUGGACAGCUGGCCCGAGUAGCAGGCGAGGCCCCUGGUGCCGUCAGGAUUGUCAUUGGCUCCAAAUUUGAUCAGUACAUGCACACGGACGUGCCCGAGCGGGACCUCACAGCCUUCCGGCAGGCCUGGGAACUGCCCCUCCUGCGAGUGAAGAGUGUGCCGGGCCGGCGGCUGGCUGAUGGGCACACGCUGGACGGACGGGCAGGGCUAGCUGACAUUGCUCACGUGCUCAACGGCCUAGCUGAGCAGCUGUGGUACCAGGACCAGGUGGCAGCUGGCCUGCUCCCCAGGCCUCCAGAAAACACCCCUGACUAA